Microtus oregoni (creeping vole) is the source of this 2291-nucleotide messenger RNA. Its product is annotated as solute carrier family 22 member 21. Gene Ontology annotation, biological process: transmembrane transport. The coding region runs from base 441 to 2093 and encodes 550 amino acids. The record is from RefSeq and is a predicted model, not a curated record. NCBI's taxonomy places the organism in Eukaryota, Metazoa, Chordata, Mammalia, Rodentia, Cricetidae. Gene Ontology annotation, cellular component: membrane. The transcript has 10 exons. Gene Ontology annotation, molecular function: transmembrane transporter activity.
CCCGCGCCCACUCUUGAGGAGACCUCAGCUCAGGGCUGCCCUUCACCACCCGCCCAAUUCUGAAGCCAGGCUCCGACCCGCUUCUGCACUGCCCAGCCAGCUCGGAGUCCUGGGCCGGGUCGGGCGCCCCACCGCGGGUCACCUAGCCUCCUACGCCUUCCCACUACGGCGUGCCUCAGAGCUGACCCGCGAGGCGGGCCCUGUGGCCUAAGCCCAGACCCAGAGCCCGUCAUGGCCUCACGCCUAGGUAUGAUUGGCGCUGGCGGGUCUGAGGCAGCGAGAGGAACUCACGAGCUUGUCCCUUGGUAAAGGUCAGCAAAAGCGGUCCGCGGCUGGUGCUCCGCACGCACGCACGCACGCGCACUGUACACUGUGCCCCGCCCCCUGCGCCGGGCUGUCUUCAGGUUCUCCGCCUGACUCUGUGAGCGACUAAGGACUGUAUGUCAGCCUACGAUGACCUGACCGCCUUCCUGGGCGAGUGGGGCCCCUUCCAGCGCCUCAUCUUCUUCCUCCUCAGCGCCAGCAUCAUCCCCAAUGGCUUCACUGGUUUGUCAGCCGUGUUCCUGACAGCGAUCCCGGAGCACCGUUGCCGCAUACCGGACACUGUGAACCUGAGCAGCGCGUGGCGCAACCGCAGUAUCCCGUUGGAGACGAAGAACGGACGACAGGUGCCCCAGAAAUGUCGCCGCUACCGACUGGCUACUAUCGCCAACUUCUCCGCACUAGGAUUGGAGCCGGUACAGGACGUGGACCUGGAGCAGCUGGAGCAGGAGAGCUGCCUGGAUGGCUGGGAGUACAGCAAGGACAUCUUCCUGUCUACCAUCGUGACCGAGUGGAACCUGGUGUGUAACGAUGACUGGAAAGGCCCUCUCACCACCUCCUUCUUUUACGUGGGUGUGCUCUUAGGCUCCUUCAUUUCGGGACAGCUCUCAGACAGGUUUGGUCGGAAAAAUGUGCUGUUUUGGACCAUGGCUAUGCACACAGGGUUCAGCUUCCUGCAAGUCUUCUCUGUGAACUUCGAGAUGUUUACUGCGCUGUAUACCCUUGUUGGAAUGGGUCAUAUAUCCAACUAUGUGGCAGCAUUUGUCCUGGGAACAGAAAUUCUCUCCAAGUCAAUUCGAAUUAUAUUCGCCACCUUAGGAGUGUGCAUAUUUUUUGCAUUUGGCUACAUGGUGCUGCCUCUUUUUGCAUACUUCAUCAGAGACUGGCGGAUGCUGUUGCUGGCAAUCACUUUGCCAGGAGUGUUGUGUGGGCUUCUCUGGUGGUGUAUCCCUGAGUCCCCCCGAUGGCUCAUCUCUCAAGGCCGGAUUAAAGAGGCAGAGGUGAUCAUCCGCAGAGCUGCCAAAAUCAAUGGAAUUGUUGCACCUUCCCCUAUCUUUGAUCCAAAUGAGUUACAAGAUGCAGGUUCCAAGAAGCCUCACAAACACCACAUUUAUGAUCUGAUCCGAACCCGGAAUAUCAGGAUCCUCACCAUCAUGUCCAUAAUCCUGUGGUUGACCAUAUCUGUGGGCUAUUUUGGACUUUCUCUUGACACUCCUAACUUGAAUGGGAACAUCUACCUGAAUGGCUUCCUUUUGGCAGCUGUUGAAGUCCCAGCCUAUGUGUUGGCCUGGCUGUUGCUGCAGCAUGUGACCCGGAGAUAUUCCAUGGCUGGUUCCCUUUUCCUUGGUGGCAGUGUCCUUCUCUUAUUGCAGCUGGUGCCCUCAGACUUAAUUUAUUUGUCUACUACCCUGGUGAUGGUGGGCAAGUUUGGAAUCACGUCUGCCUAUUCCAUGGUCUACGUGUACACAGCUGAGCUGUACCCCACUGUGGUCAGAAAUAUGGGUGUGGGGGUCAGCUCCACAGCAUCCCGCCUUGGCAGCAUCCUGUCUCCCUACUUUGUUUACCUUGGUGCUUAUAACCGCCACCUGCCUUACAUCCUUAUGGGAAGUCUGACCAUCACGACAGCUCUCAUCACCUUGUUCUUCCCAGAGAGCUCUGGUGUCUCUCUCCCAGACACCAUUAACCAAAUGCAAAAGGUCAAAAGAGUAAAGCGUGGGCCACGCCAGAAACAAGUCACCAAAAAUGUUGUAGAAGCCGCUCCAGAAUCCUAAAAAGCACAGCCUUCUAACACCCCUCCAGAAGGUAGAAAAUCUGCAUGUUGUCAGAAACGCUGUCAAUUACGAAGGGCUUUUCUGUUCUGUUGACAUCGUGUCUAAUGUACUCAUGGAUGGGUGCAUCUGUCCAGAGAGACACCUUCCUCCAGGGACACCAAGGCUAAUUGCAGACAGCUUGCCCAUCCCAUUCUAGUG